Cutaneotrichosporon oleaginosum is the source of this 677-nucleotide messenger RNA. RefSeq lists its product as uncharacterized. Lineage: Eukaryota; Fungi; Basidiomycota; Tremellomycetes; Trichosporonales; Trichosporonaceae. The record is from RefSeq and is a predicted model, not a curated record.
CACUCAUGCACAUUCUUCUCCUGCCCCUCCUCCUCACGCCCUCACGCCCUCACACGCCUAUCACGCUUCUCGCCCUCUAGGAUGUGAUCGUCAUCGUCAUCGCCAUCGCCACCGCCAUGCCGCCAUCACAAUCGAGAACAAAGGCCGUUGCCUGGUCGGCGGUACCGGUGGUGAUCGUGGUGACAUGGUGGCAACGGCAUGAUCGGCAGACCCCAAGUUCCGAGGGCCCGAGGGCGCAACGACGACGGCCUUGGUUGUGGAAAAGGAACUCACAAUGGAAGCCAGACGGGGGGUGUUUCGUAGCAGCAGCUUAUCCGUGCGUCUCUUCCUACCCCUCCUCUAAUUCUCUACACCUCUCUGCAGCAGCACAGAAGCAGAGCUUGCGAGAGUUGGACGCGAAGAAGCGGUGGAGGCGGAAGAGAGGAUGUAACUGGGGGAGCUGUGUGGUUGUCGAGUGUGGGGGAGAAAGCGGUACGUGUAUGAGGCGUGUGUGGUGCGUGCAGCGAAAGACGCAAGGGCCGAAGGUCGAGCGUGGAAUGCAAGUGACAAGUAGGUGGUUGACCAGAUGAUAGGCGGGCUUGCAGUGAUCACUCGAUGCGCUGGACUAGGAUGGCGGAUGAUGGCGCGCAGUCGAUGUGGAUGCAAGGGGAGUCUUUCGGGGUAUCGGGAGAGGCGGG